Molecule: messenger RNA, 297 nt
Organism: Thlaspi arvense
Lineage: Eukaryota; Viridiplantae; Streptophyta; Magnoliopsida; Brassicales; Brassicaceae
Source: the annotation of a GenBank genome assembly
AUGCGUUACAGAGAGAGAGAGAGAGAGAGAAGAGAGAGAGAGAGGCGUGUAUGGAGGCGCAUAAAGAGAGACAAGAGCAGCUGGAGAGAGAAGACAGGGCAGGGACGAAGAAACAGAGCGCGCAGAAGUUCGAGGCCGAACGACGCCGGUGAUCCGACGGCCAAGGCUAGGGAGGUGAUCCGAGAAUCGCUCAUCACGGGAAACGGAGACGGAACUGAGAAAGAGAACCAUGAGGGCGCAGCAAGAGACCCAGACGACGUCCUUGCCUUCUCCAGAACGGAUAAACCAUCAACUUGA